Messenger RNA from Cladophialophora carrionii CBS 160.54, 930 nucleotides. RefSeq lists its product as uncharacterized. Gene Ontology annotation, molecular function: DNA-binding transcription factor activity, RNA polymerase II-specific; RNA polymerase II cis-regulatory region sequence-specific DNA binding. Lineage: Eukaryota; Fungi; Ascomycota; Eurotiomycetes; Chaetothyriales; Herpotrichiellaceae. The record is from RefSeq and is a predicted model, not a curated record. Gene Ontology annotation, biological process: regulation of transcription by RNA polymerase II. The coding region runs from base 1 to 930 and encodes 309 amino acids. The transcript is spliced from 2 exons.
AUGACAAGGAGAACUUUUCAUACGGCAUCCGGACCGUUGAAGAUCGAGCCACCCUCGCCAGAACGGUUGCAAACCGGAAGCAAUUUCGAGAAUUUUGACAACAUGUCUGCGCAGAGUGCCGAUUCGGCGUACGCGGCUCACCGUCAUCACCGACAGAACUCAUCGUGGACCUCGCCGUCGCACUACACUGAGCUUGUCAGUCCCUACGGUAGUCAACAGCGUGCACCUUGCACCGUACAGACCCAAUUUGCCGCACCGAAACCGGAACCGAGUCUACCGUCUAUCCACGAUUUGACCUACAAUCAGUCUUUUCCCACAGCAAGCCCGUACUCUUACGGAGGAUCGAGCGGAGCUUUCGCGGACCAUCGUAGCUAUCCCAUCAAAACAGAGUCACCUUACUCCAUCAAAACAGAAUCCCAUGCAUAUUAUGAACCUGCUCAUCGAUAUGGACAGAGCUACCAGCAAAUAAACCGGCCACAACCGCCAACGAUGGAUUACCAAAGGUACCCGUCGGCACUGUUCGACUACCCAAAGGGACUUGCAUAUUCGUCCCCUUACGGGGUCGAAUACAUCCCAUCUCCAACGGGUUCACACCACGCAGUCUCUCCGACAGUGUCGAAUGGGGAGAGCUGCGGCCCAGGCAACAGGAGACGGAGGGGUAAUCUGCCCAAGCAUAUUACCGACUACCUAAAGAAUUGGUUUCUGGCGCAUUUGGAUCAUCCUUACCCCACAGAGGAUGAGAAGCAACAGUUCGUUCACGACACGCAGCUGAGCCUUGCCCAGAUCAGUAACUGGUUCAUCAACGCGAGAAGACGUCAUCUUCCCACGUGGCGGCAUCAGGCCCAGGAGAACAGCCGCAGAGCGGCACAGGCGUCGGCUGCCGAGUACGAUUCGGAGCAAGGACGACGCUCGCACAAAUCUUUUGACUGA